AAACAGAAAAGGAUACUUCUCCUUAAAUGUUCAGGCUGUUGUUGGUCCUCGUACAGAAUUUUUAGAUAUAGUUCCCGAAUGGCCAGGAAGAGAACAUGAUAGCCGAAUCUUCCAAAAUUCAAGGAUAUAUAUGCGAUAUAGACAACAAGCACUAGACGGAAUGCUCGUUGGAGAUGGUGGAUAUCCGGCUUUACCGUUUUUACUUACACCAAUUGCUAAUCCUAUAACCGAUGAAGAAAUACGUUAUAAUAUAAUUCAUGGUAGAACAAGAAGAAUCGUCGAGAGAACUUUUGGCAUAUGGAAAAUCAGAUUCCCUUGUUUGUCUAGAGGACUAAAAGAAGAAGAAAUAGAAGAUGGAAAUAUUAAUGAGGAAGUUCCAGUAGCUGAGCUUCAAUGGCAAGCUGGUGAUGGUUUUAUUGUGCGAAAUGCAUUAAUUGAGAGGCUGUUUAGAUAAAAGGAAAAAGAUUGUUCCAAUUGCAAUAGAAUUAAGAUAUUGUUAUAGUUUGCUAUUUUUAUAUAUAAAUUAAUUCACUACAAUUCAAUUAUGU
Messenger RNA from Trachymyrmex cornetzi, 548 nucleotides. RefSeq names its product putative nuclease HARBI1. The record is from RefSeq and is a predicted model, not a curated record. The transcript is spliced from 4 exons. Lineage: Eukaryota; Metazoa; Arthropoda; Insecta; Hymenoptera; Formicidae. The coding region runs from base 131 to 454 and encodes 107 amino acids.